This is a messenger RNA of Dentiscutata erythropus, 528 nucleotides long. The record is from the annotation of a GenBank genome assembly. Lineage: Eukaryota; Fungi; Glomeromycota; Glomeromycetes; Diversisporales; Gigasporaceae.
AUGUUCAUCGAUGCUUGUGAAUAUGAAUCAGUCAAAGUUAAAAUUCCACCUUUGGAUUGUGAGACUAGGUGGAAUUCCAUGUUCUUGAUAUUACAAUCAGCAAUAGAGUUAAAAGCUAUAAUUAUUAGAUUGAAAGAUAAAGAUAAAACUUUCCCGGAUGUACCUAGUAAAGAAGAAUGGAAGAAAGCAAAGUCUAUUUAUAGCGUUUUAGAACCAUUCUAUAAAUGUACUUUAAAAAUGUCAUCGAAUUUUUAUCCAACAAUUAAUAAUACUCACUUUUCUAUCUUGGAUAUUCGCAUAUAUCUUUUUAAAAUGAAAUCUGAUUUGAACAUUUCUGUUCGUAAAAUUAGCUUACCUAUAAUCGAAAAAUUUAACAAAUAUUGGAAAAAUAAUAGCUUACUAUAUAUAAUCGUAUAUAUUCUUGAUCUCUGCUAUAAAUUACAGUUUAUAUCGUUUUAUUAUCAUAAAAAAGAAGAGUAUAAAUUAGAUUAUGUUGAAGAAAAAGUGCAAGAUAUUCAAACAAGAUAA